Molecule: messenger RNA, 1014 nt
Organism: Thyridium curvatum
Lineage: Eukaryota; Fungi; Ascomycota; Sordariomycetes; Thyridiales; Thyridiaceae
Exons: 2
Coding region: 1-1014 (337 amino acids)
Cellular component (GO): cytoplasm; cytosol; nucleus
Molecular function (GO): arginase activity; manganese ion binding
Source: RefSeq, a predicted model, not a curated record
AUGGCCACCAACGGAGCUCACCAGGACCCCCCCUUCACCUCCAUGGUCAAGUCCAAGUUCCUCUCACACCCCGAGGACCUCGGCGUCGUCGCCGUGGGUUUCUCCGGCGGGCAGCGCAAAGCCGGCGUCGACGCCGCCCCCUCGGCCCUGAUCGAGGCCGGCCUGCUCACCCAGCUCCGCGACGAGCUGGGCUACAAGCUCCACGGGCACGACGAGGUGCACAACUACGCGGCGCUCGCGCCCAAGGACGACCCGGACUACCGGGGCAUGAAGAACCCGAGGGCCGUGUCGGCGGUGACCCGGCGCAUCGCCGAGCAGGUCUACGAGCAGGCGCGCGAGGGCCGCAUGGUGCUGACGCUCGGCGGCGACCACUCGGUGGCCAUCGGCACGAUCGCGGGGUCGGCCAAGGCGACGCGCGAGCGCCUCGGCGGGCGCGAGAUCGGCGUCAUCUGGGUCGACGCGCACGCCGACAUCAACACGCCCGAGAUGUCGGACAGCGGCAACAUCCACGGCAUGCCGCUGGCCUUCCUGACGGGGCUGGCCAGGGAGGACAAGGAGGAGUACUUUGGGUGGCUGCGGCCGGAGCACCGGCUGAGCCUCAAGAAGCUCGUCUACAUCGGCCUGCGCGACGUGGACCCGGCCGAGAAGCGGCUGCUGCGGGAGCACGGCGUGCGCGCGUUCAGCAUGUUCGACGUGGACCGGCACGGCAUCGGGCGCGUCGUCGAGAUGGCGCUCGCGCACAUCGGGUCCGACACGCCGGUGCACCUGUCGUUCGACGUCGACGCGCUGGACCCCAUGUGGGCGCCGUCGACGGGGACGCCCGUGCGCGGGGGUCUGACGCUGCGCGAGGGCGACUACAUCUGCGAGUGCGUGCACGAGACGGGCAGCCUCGUCGCCGUCGACCUGGUCGAGGUCAACCCGAGCCUGGCGCCCGAGAUCGAGAGCGGCGCGCGCGAGACGGUGCGGGCGGGCUGCUCGCUUGUGCGGUGCGCGCUGGGGGAGAGCCUGCUGUGA